AACCGGGACGACUAAAGCCUUUGCUGCAGACCACGCCCCCUCUCAGCCAGGCCACGCCCCCUCACGUCCAGGCCACGCCCUUCAGGCACAGGCCACGCCCCGUUCGAACCCGCUGCCUUCCUCUCCCCCGACCCCCCCAAGCCGAAAGCCCAACUCGUUGCGACAGCGUCUGUCCGUUAAAGUUUGAUUCAUCUAGCAGUGUGCCCGCCUCCUCGACCAGUCCGCUUCGCCAAUUGGUUGGAGCCCAGGCUCGCCAGCGCGAUGAUGGCUGCUCCUUCGCUCUGUGUCUUCGCCCUGCUCAGUGUCGGGUUGUUAGCCGAAGCCAACAGCGAAUCGGGGACUGUGAUCCCGGCUGAAAGUCGUCCCUGUGUUGACUGUCAUGCUUUUGAAUUCAUGCAGAGAGCAUUACAGGACUUGAAAAGGACUGCAAAUAACCUAAACACUCGGACUGACGAUCUGCUGCUGCGAGUGGAAAAGCGAGCAUUAUGUGACUGCCUGCCUUCCAACCUGUUAGCCUGAUGAAUCAGAGAUGGGCCAUGAUAUUUUGCUCAGAGCCUGUUCCCAUGAAUCAUAUGACACACAAGUGAAAUAUGUUUCAAACGUUUGAGAUGAGAACAUGUUUUAGCUGGUGAUAUGCAAAGCUAACUAUUUACAGUGAAAUGUUAAAUAUAUUUCAGAGGCCUUUUUUUAAAUAAAGGCAAAUAAAUUAUUUGAUUUAUGAAGCCACUGUGUUUUGGAAUCCUUUUCCAAAACCACUUUGCCCUGGUACUGGUGUCCCUGUUUUCAAAAGCCUCCUAAAGACCUUUUUCUUUCACCAUCCCUUCAAUUUCUCCCUCCCUCCGCAAUCAAUACUUUCAAAUCAACUCCAACCCCAUCUUUCCAACUUGUCAAAAGGACAGAUGUUUCAAGGCUCCUUAGCCUUAUAUCAAUGUGACUCCUUUGUAUUCAAUUGUUGGCAAGUAGAAUGUACCUUAUUGUGUCUUUUGCUAAGAUUUAAAUAUUUAGCUGUGGAAAAUGUGGUAUUGUGCAAGGUUGACAAGUAAUUUUAUUAACAUUUAUUUGAUAUAUAUGUAUUGACGUGUUGAUCCUAAUAGUGUAACUUAUUUAACAAUUUGAAUAUGCAGUUACAGUUACUAUUUUAACUGCCUGUAUUGAAUUAAAAUUCUAUUCAUCAAAAAA
Carcharodon carcharias (great white shark) is the source of this 1179-nucleotide messenger RNA. It is a transcript of the gene nicol1, whose product is annotated as chromosome 1 C4orf48 homolog. The coding region runs from base 262 to 519 and encodes 85 amino acids. The transcript is spliced from 4 exons. The record is from RefSeq and is a predicted model, not a curated record. Lineage: Eukaryota; Metazoa; Chordata; Chondrichthyes; Lamniformes; Lamnidae.